AUGCUGCCUGUUACUCCCAUGUUUGCAAGAUUCAACUCUGCAACUCUGUGGUGGCGCGAAUUGCAGGUGACUCCAAUCCAGCUGCAUACCGAGGCAUUGAUGGUCCAGUUUUUCACUGUUAAUUGUUUGGGAUCUAUAGUGAUAGUCUUCUUUAAAGAAAGAAGAGCAGAUUGGUCAGCAUUUAAGCCUGCAAUUGUUCUGCCAAGUGAUCGAGGAAUAUGGUUUUGCCUACUGGAGGUGACUCUAGGGUCGUUGGUCUUGCUGCUACUGCAGAGCCACAGUCGGCUACAUAUGAACUAUGAAGUGAAGGUGGAUAGUGCUUUCAUUGAGGUGAUUGUAGAAGAUGAAUCAAUUAUAGGGUCCAUGACUAACAGAAUUGGAGGGGAUAUUUCGAACUCCAUGGAGAAGAAAGACCUGAAACAUGGUAUUAUUGGUAAGGAUGGUCAGCUGCAUAAUGUGUAUUAUAGUGGCAUUGAGGACAGUUUGAAGAAGGGAAAUGGACAAAAAGUCAUGCUCGAUCCUUUCUUCUAUCCUGGUCAGGAAGAAAAAAUUGCUACUGGAGAUGCUACUUUUGACAAUGAAGGGACUGAGGCUAGCUCCCUGAGAAAUUCAUCUGUAGUGCUUCAGAGGUAA
This is a messenger RNA of Fraxinus pennsylvanica, 633 nucleotides long. The record is from the annotation of a GenBank genome assembly. NCBI's taxonomy places the organism in Eukaryota, Viridiplantae, Streptophyta, Magnoliopsida, Lamiales, Oleaceae.